Molecule: messenger RNA, 9098 nt
Organism: Myxocyprinus asiaticus (Chinese sucker)
Lineage: Eukaryota; Metazoa; Chordata; Actinopteri; Cypriniformes; Catostomidae
Product: calcium-binding mitochondrial carrier protein SCaMC-2-B
Exons: 11
Coding region: 4534-5886 (450 amino acids)
Biological process (GO): transmembrane transport
Cellular component (GO): mitochondrial inner membrane
Molecular function (GO): ATP transmembrane transporter activity; calcium ion binding
Source: RefSeq, a predicted model, not a curated record
CGAACGACUAGCACAAGAAGAUUUCAGAGGUGAACUAAUCAUUUCUGUUUCUCAUAAUUUGUCCUUGGCUGCGUUAUCAUUUUUUCCUUAUUGGGACUAUAAUCAAGUUUGCGUACGUAGAAGUGUUGUGGGGGUUUUGGCUAUUGAAAAUUUAACAUUUUAAUUUAAUUCUGCUCAAAUGAACGAAAUGACUUGAAUAAAGAUUCAUUUUCAUUUUGCUGAACAAGACUCAAAGAUCCAAGUCAGUACAAUCAUCUGAUCUUCCCAUCACUACUCCGGAGGUCGCAUCUGUCGGCCGCAUACCCACAGUGUUGGGAGUAAUGCGUUACAAAAAUAACGCAGUUACAGUAAUGUAUUGCUUUUUGCUGUAACGCGGUAAUAUAACGCAUUACUAAUAAAAUUUCGGUAAUAUUAUACCCAUUACAAUCUCAGUAACGCGUGUUACAAUGCAUUUUAAUCCGAAAUUAAGUGGUGUUUUGUUUUUUUAAGAAUUCACUAACACCGCGAAACAUUUCGACAUCAGAGAAAAAAAAUCAGUGAGUAAAAGAGUAACGUUAAUUCCUGUUGCUGAAAUUCGAUGGUUGAGACUGAUUCUACAUUUGCGAGAUGGACAUACUCCCAUUAUUUUCAGUUCGUCAGAGACAAGGAUAAGAACAUUAUAGUCAAGUGCAAUCUAUGUGCGACACCGAGGGAACUCUCUACAUCGAGAAAUAGCACUAGUAACUUAAAGAAAAACCUGGACUUGUGCCACGCUAACACUAAGCUAACCGAGAGAGCUGCAGGCGCAGAGAAGAGAAAGAAUGCUGAGGAUGAGAGCGCGGGAAAGACAAAGCAACAGAAAUUACGUUUCUCUUGGUCUGCCAUGCUGUUCAGCACCAUAGAUGCGCAGCCCAUACACUUAAUCUAAUUGCGAACAAUGAGGUUGAUAAAUGGCUAGCAUCUAAUCCAGAAUCGAGGGCUGUUUAUUGUAGUGCCACAGCCAAAUGUUCAGUGCUAUGGACAAAGGCCAGUCGUUCCACAGUCGCAUCAGAGUGCCAUUGAAGAGGUCAGUGUUAGAAAGUUGAUUGUUCCCACAGUAACACGGUGGAACUCAUUCUAUGACGCCUAUGCUCGGAUCACAGAAAUGCCCCUCACUGACAUCAAUAACCUCUGCACACAGCUUCAAAUUAAAUGUAUGAACGACAGGGAAUACCAGUUUCUCAAGGAAUACUGUUCCAUUAUGAAGCCUUUCACACUGGACAUCCUACAGGGUGAGGACACUUGUUUUUAUGGAAUGCUUCAACCAAUGCUAGAAGUUCUAAUGGCCAAAACCUCAGCAUGAAAAAUGGCCUAUCGCAAAUGACCACUGGGCUGCCUGAGGUUAUUGUGGGAGCAAUUAAAACUCAAUUUGCCACAACAAUUGUGUGCUGCUCCUUAACAACAGAAGAGCCUGCAGCCCUGAUGCCCCUCAGCCUGCUGCUGUCGCCUCCAGUGAGGAGGACUUUUUCCUUUGAUGCACUGUCCAAUGCCACGGCUGAUGCGCCCAUGUCAGUGGAAACAGAGGUAAUGUCUUAUUUCAAUUCUGCCCCUGUGAUGGAAAGCCUGCACCAGUUUCCAUGAAUUAAAAAAAUCGCACUCUGCUAUAAUGCCCCAACACCAUCCAUUGCACCAGUAGAAAGACUUUUCAGUCUCGGGAGUCUUGUGCUCACCCCAAAUCUCAACUGUCUUGGUGAUGGACGCUUUCAGCGCCUUCUCCUGAUGCACUUCAACAGAUAUUUCUGUCAAGUGGGUAGUGGAAUAGGCUAGCCCCCACACCAUAGAACCAUAAGUAGGCUAUAUAGGUCUAGGCCAUAAGUUCCUUUAUAGUUCUAUUUAUUUUACCAGCCUUGUUUGGCUGCAUGCUACCUCUGUUGUAUAUUUGGCAGUAACAAUUUUCCUGUAUAGACUUUAUUUUUUAUUUUCAAUUUUCCUGUGUGUGUGUUUAGCCAAGCUUACAUUUUUUGUGAAGUUGGACUGAAAUGACUGAGCUGUAUUUCCUAUGAGGUGUAAUAGGCCCUGGCACUUUUACUUUAUUUUUUGUAUUCUUGCAAAAUGUGGCUAGCCACACAGAGCCAUUAGCUAUAGGUCUAGCUAUAAGUGAUUUAAAUUUUACCAGCCUUUAUUUGAUAGCCUAUGUUUUAGCCAUUGUUUGGCAAAUAGCAGGGUUCCUCUGUUUGGCCUGCAUUUUAUUUCUUAGAAAUUGUAGUCUAUGUUUAGCCUACAUGUUAAUUUUUGUGAAGUUGGACUGAAAUGACUGAGUCGUAUUCCUGGAGGCCUAAUUCUCCAAGAGCACUUUUUGAUUCUUGAUAAAGCAUAAGCUAUGUCUAUCCAAUGCAUGCCAGCUUUGUGCUGUGAACUUGAAUUAAAAGAGAAUAAAAGAAUAGAAAUGAAAAGAAAAAGAGAUUGUGUGUCUUGUCAUGUCAUUAGGCUAUAAGUUAGAUAAUAGUGGGCUCUAGCUCUAUUGUGUUUCAUAUGAAUAGGCUUAGACUUUAAAUAUUUACAGUAUCUCUAUCAUAAUUUACCAGACUUUGAUCCUUUGUCUGCUUUUGUGAUUCAGACAGUGAUUGUUACUUAUUGUAUUGCGCCAUAAAUUUGCCCGUAAAUAUGAUGGUCAAACGCAAGGAAUGUUAAUUCCCAAGUUGAAGUACCUCAGUAGAUGGGUGCAGAGUAUAUAAUAUUGUAAUGUCAUUACAGUUACAUUACUAGGUUCAUAAUGUUCAGUAUUAUGUUAGUUAAAUAAUAAUGUUGUGUUUAUAUCUCAUUAUGGGAGGGGAGUGGAGUUAUGUGGGAGGAAGAGAGUUUUUCUUGUUGUUCAUACUGCCUCCGGUAGAGUGAGAGGUGUGUGUUGUGUGUAGCGUGUCAGAAUAGCUAGACGGCUGUGAGAUUUAAAAGUGUAAAGGCGUGGGUUACGGCCACAGCAUUAGCCCUAUCUUUGUGAAGUGUUCAAUAAACACUAAAAGAGUUCAACUGGCAUUAUAUUUGAAUGAGAAACGCUACAUUUGGUGUCAGAAGUGACGGACUUAGCGCAAAUUCAAGCCAGACUGCAAUGGACGCUAAGAUGGAUGCCGGGGCUCGGGCUAAAGUGAAAGUAGAAAAACCGAAGAACGAGUGCUUGUGGACACAUGAUCCUUAUGCAGAGCAGUGGUCUGUGAGAAACGCAGUUGGCUCUAUGGAAGCUGCCAUGCUUCGAGCUGCCAAAGCUGGAUUUGCUCUACCCUUAGUCCCACACGGUGAGAUCGCACAGCACAGUUUUCGUACCGACAUGACAGCGCACACAUACCUCUUUUUUUUUUGACAGCGCACACAUACCCCAUCACAGUGCCUUCACUUAAUGACGCAGGGACACGUGAUGUAAACAAACAUGGCGGCACCCAUAUGUGGAGCGGAUACGCUGGAGAUUCAGAUCAAAUGCUCGCUAUCAAAACAAAACACUGAAGAACUCCGGUAAGAUAGACUGGGACGCUUUUAAAGCACAGUUUGAACUGCUAGCUGAUGCUGCUGGUUGGACUUAAAGACAUGAAGCUUUACAGUUAGCCCUGUGCCUCACUGAUGAUGCAGCUGCCUGCCUGAUACUGUUGAGCCCUGGGGAGAGAAAUUAUUACGCAGCAUUAGUUGGGGCUCUUCAGAAACGAUUUGGACAAUGUUAUCAGCCUGUCCUUUUAAGGACUGAGUUUAAUAACAGGCGCAGACAACAUGGAGAGCCCUUAAGAGUUUUGGCUAAUGACAUUGAAAGCCUAUGCAAACGUGCCUAUGCUGACAUGCCACCCACAGUCCAGAAUGAGCUAGCUAGAGAGCGAUUUAUCCAAGCCCUGAGCCCAAGAGAACUACGUAUUCAAACGCAGCUGGCUCACCUUAAUACUUUAAGUGACACAUUGGAGCUCGCUGUGGAAAGAGAGAUAGUAGGAAAUGGAAUGGAACAGGAUGUCAUUUCACCAGUUGUGCAAACUGCAAUUAUGACUGACUCACCCACCAGAGAGCCUAUACGAUGAGAUAACACCGCACACGCAGCAGCACUGCAGCAGGGCCGCACAAUGUCAGAACUUUGCACACAUCGUCGGCUCCUAAGCUGCUGGGGGUGUGGCCAAGCAGGCCACCUGAUUAGACAAUGUCCCAGGUUCAGUGACAUACAGGGAAACGCCCAAGGGCCUGUGUAGAUGGGAGGACACGGGCCUGUGAUGAUACUCCUUAGGGUACACCCACGCCUCGAGAUGGGGAACUGUGGGUGGCGGAAUGUGCUAUAUCAGCCCCUAUAGAGACAGUAAUGACAGUGGUGUGGAUUUAUGUUGGAAAAUUCUGCCACAUACCAAUUUUAGUGGAGGGAGUCGCGUGUACAGCCCUGGUCGACACAGGAUCAAAUGCGACUUUUGGUGCAGCCUGAUCUGGUCCCAGGGGGGACUGCAGUAGAACCGACAUCAGCUCGAGAGAAUUAUUAUUAUUAUUAUUAUUUUUUACUAUUACAUUUGAAUGACUUUCCAAAGAAACAGAAAAUAGAGAGCAGUGGAUCAAGACAGUAAAAUGGGAGAAGAUGCCAAAUUUACUGUCACUCUCAACAGCUGUAAUAGAAACCCCCUCACAGCUGUGAAAAUUGUCAAGGCUGGAGACAAGGAUUUGGAUGGCCAGUUGGACUUUGAGGAGUUUGUGCACUACCUGAGGGACCAUGAGAAGAAACUGAGGCUGGUGUUCAAGAGUCUGGACAAGAAGAAUGAUGGUCGCAUAGAUUCACAGGAGAUCAUGCAGUCACUAAGAGACCUUGGGGUUCAUAUAUCUGAAGAACAGGCUGAAAAGAUCCUCAAGAGAAUAAGGAGGGGCCAUUUUGGGGCCCCUAUAAUGUAUAUGGAUAAAAACGGUACAAUGACGAUUGACUGGAAUGAAUGGAGAGACUAUCACCUGCUUCAUCCUGCUGAAAACAUUCCCGAAAUCAUCCUCUACUGGAAGCACUCCACGAUAUUUGAUAUUGGGGAAAGUAUGAUGGUCCCUGAUGAGUUUACAGUGGAGGAGAAGAAGACAGGCAUGUGGUGGAGACAUUUGGUAGCAGGAGGAGGAGCAGGUGCUGUGUCCCGGACCUGUACCGCACCUCUGGACCGUCUGAAAGUUCUCAUGCAGGUUCAUGCAUCACGCAGCAACUCCAUGGGCAUCGCUCGAGGAUUUACCCAAAUGAUCCGUGAGGGUGGAAUUCGAUCACUAUGGCGAGGGAAUGGUAUAAACGUUGUGAAGAUUGCACCUGAGACUGCUAUCAAGUUCAUGGCGUAUGAGCAGAUUAAGCGGCUGAUUGGCAGUAAUCAGGAGACGUUAGGGAUCCUGGAGAGAUUUGUUGCUGGGUCUCUAGCUGGAGCUAUUGCUCAAAGCAGCAUCUACCCCAUGGAGGUUUUAAAAACUCGACUUGCUCUGGGAAGGACGGGACAGUACUCUGGCAUUGUGGACUGUGCUAAAAACAUAUUUAAAAAGGAGGGUCUGGUAGCUUUCUACAAGGGUUAUAUUCCCAAUAUGCUGGGAAUCAUCCCUUAUGCUGGAAUAGACCUGGCGGUCUAUGAGACACUAAAGAACUCGUGGCUGCAGAGGUUUGCCACAGACAGUGCCGAUCCGGGUGUGUUUGUACUACUAGCUUGUGGUACAAUGUCUAGUACUUGUGGACAGUUAGCCAGCUACCCCUUAGCCUUAGUGAGGACACGCAUGCAAGCUCAAGCUUCUCUUGAAGGUGGCCCACAGAUGACCAUGAGUGGUCUCUUCAGGCACAUUAUACGGACAGAGGGCGCUAUUGGACUCUAUAGAGGCUUGGCACCCAAUUUUAUGAAGGUCAUUCCUGCUGUCAGCAUCAGCUAUGUGGUGUAUGAGAACCUUAAGAUAACCCUUGGUGUCCAGUCGCGGUGAGGGGUGUCAGAAGACUGUUAAAUCCUUAAUGGUUUUUGGUUUUUAGUUUUUCCUCUCAAAUUUUCUUUUGGACGAAAGAAAGAGAUUGUCCAAGAGGGACAGUUUGCUCUCAAGUGGAAGUGUAGCAUCCGUUGGCCAAGAAAGAACAUACGUUAAAGGGAAAACCAUCGUAUCAAAGACCUGAGGUUUACUUUGAUCACUGAAUGGUAGAGUAACUGGAGUAUAUAAAAGCAGGGACAUCAUUAAAAGCAUAGAAAGAUAAAGAUCGAUACCUCUACAUCAAAUAAAAUCCUAGCUGUGAGUAAAAUGUGGCAUUUCAAAAUGGGGUUUGAACUGGAUUGCAACACUACCCUCUUGCAUGCUUGAGGUCAUUUGAAAGAUCAAGGUUUUUGUUAUCUGGGCACAUUUGGUUUGUCUUUGUUUUUUUGUUUUUUAGGGACAAAGAAUUUGCAAGACUGCUUUAUUUUAAACUGCUUUAACGGGUUAGUUCACCCAAAAAAUGACAAUUCUGCCAUCAUUUAAUCACCCUCAUAUUGUUCCAAACCUGUAUGAAUUACUUUUUUCAGUGGAACACAAAUGGAGAAAUUUUAAAGAAUGUUGAGGGUGCUCUUUCCCAAACAAUGAAAAUGAAUGGUGACUGAGGCUGUCAGUCCCUAACAUUCUGCCUAACAUCUCCUUUUGUGUUUCACGGAAGAAAGAAAUUCUUGGAGCAACAUAAGGGUGAUUAAAAAUUGACAAUUUUCAUUUUUGGGUGAACUAUCCCUGUACAGAAGGACCAGACACCUGAUAUAUUCAUAGAUUUUGAUUUAGCAUGUGCAAAAUGUUAUUGUUUGGACAACUGGAAUUUUAUGCACUAAAGGCUUUGGAAGACAUAGUCCUAAUCAUCCAGACCUGGUCUCUGCAGAUUACUUAAUCAUUUCACUGGACAGCAGUAUUGAAUAAGAAAAGGACUUGAUCAGUCAUUGACACUACUGUAUAAGAUAUUGCCCAGAUAUUUAGCAUUUUGUUUAUAAAAUGUAUUAUUAUAAUUAUUCAUCUGAUGUCUCAACUCACUUUUAUUAUUAGAUUACUUGAUAUGCCAGUGUCUCGCAUCUUGAAACGAAGAUUGUGUAUCAGAGUGUGUAUACAACCUUGUUACAACAAGGAGAAUACAGGGAAAUAUUUGAAUGAUCUCAUUUAAAGACUGAUGUGUCUUAUCCUUCAAAUGGUCCUAAUUAUAUUGUUAAGGGCCUUUUGACAUUCAAUUUGAAUGUAUUUUUCUAUGUUGUUUAUUUAUUUCAUUUUGAUUGCUAUGGUCACUAUAAAAUGAAGACUACUUAAAAAUAAGAACACUAUACAUUUACACACACACUCCAUGGUGGCUGGCAACUAAUCAAGUCACUGGUUGCUUAAGGUUCUAAUUCGGCUACUUUGGGACAGUUCAGUAUUAAGUCCUGUUGUAGAUCAAGUUCAAACAGGUUUUUCUGUUUUGUUUAAAUUAGAUGUUACAUAGGUUUGAGAAUUCAACACCAUCUUAAAUGCAGUGGGUGGAGUUCUUUGUCUAAGAAGAUACUGUCCAGUCUUAAGUUAGAGAAAGAAAUGCAACUACUUAAUUUGUUUUACAUUUAGAAAAUGAUAGUUUAUUCACAUGUAAAUGAUAUAUUCUUGCAAUAUAUUUCCCACCAGUAUUAGUUUGCAAGUAUUUCAAACAUGAAUAUAACGCUCUGAUUUGUACUCACUUCUAGUCAAGGAUGUAUUUAAGCACUUUGUUUUAGUAAAACUAAAUCAGACUUGAAUUUUCAUAGGAGGGUUUACAGUGGAAUGGAAUAAUAGUAUUCUGUAGUUGUAGUGUUUGUGAUCUAAUUUUAAGAAGAUAUUAAUUGUCAGCAUUUAUGUUUAUUGUAUCUGUUUUCAGGCAAAAAGCUUCGGUCGUUGUAAAGAAAACACUUUUUGACUGGGACACAGGAUGUCUUUGAAAAAAAAUAGUUGCUAAUGAGUCUAUUCUGCAACAGCAGAUAAAUAUCUUCUAUAUUUGAAGAUGGCAUAAUUUGAGAUUGGGCACCCAUAUGUUUAUUAUGUACAUUUUGAUCAACAAGAAAAAGAAGUUGCUCUCACAGCUAUUGCAUGUCAAAACCUAAAACCCACCAGUUAUAUGGGUUGUCGCCCUAUGUAAUUCUACAAGACCUUAGUGUUCAUAUAGUUGCCUUAUUUAUCAUUAAAAUAACGCUGCUUUUAGACUCUUUAGGGGGAAACAGGAGGAGAUUAAGUGACAAACUGAAAUAUUUUUCUAAAGAUUUAAUUCUCAGGGAGAAUUUAAUGGUCUUAGACACUCCUUUGUAGUUAUGUGUUGCAGAUUCUUCUGAGACUCUUUUCUAUUGAGCGCUGGAAUGUCUGCAUGUAUAUAACUUGUAUGGAAAGUUUCAGUUUGUGAAGACAUAUGAACAGUUUGCCUUGUCCAAAUACCAGCCUCAAUAAUAAAAGAAUGGCUUAGAUUAGUGAAAAAUGGCAAGCGCAAUCACUACCCCAUGCCCCUAUUCCAAAUCCCGAUGGUGGCUGAACUGAACUAAGCUGUGGCCUGAUUCCCUUGGAAUGCAUGUAUGUGUCUUGUCUAAAUAUGCACAAAUUGCACUGUAGAGUCUUUACAGGGCUUUAAAAGCUGUAUUGCCUGUCUCAAUGGAUGCAGCUUCUAUUUGUCAAAGUUUCUUGUUUUGCAUUUUGCACCUUUUUUUUUUUUGUUUCUCACAGGAGAAAUCUUUGGACCACUCUGGUCUUGUGUGCUAGACCCUUUUGCAUGAUUAUGUUGAGACUAAAGGCUUUAAAUUUGUAUGUGUUUUUGCCAUUCUACACAAUCAAGGAAUGCCCCUCUAUCAGACUGCCUCAAAUCUGCCUUACCGUUCUGCUGUUUGUUAACCAUGCUACGCCUUCUGCGAGUUUAAAUGCACACUGUUUGCCACAUGUAUAUAUCAAUAUGUACUGUUGCUGGGGUCCCCUAAGUGUCAAAAACACACAUGCUAAAAUACAUCCAAAUAUUUCUACUGCAAAACAUAUCUAGAUGUGAUGACACAUCGGUGAAGUUUUAGUUGAUGUUGAGAUGUGCAAAUCAAUGCAAAACUGUUUACUGGACAAAAAAAAAAAAAAAAAAACUGUAUUGUCCUCUGUAGAAUGCAUACAUUGGAUGUAGAGUAAAAAAUGUUUAUAAUUGUUAGGUUUAAUAAAGUUAUUCUUGAUUCUUU